This is a messenger RNA of Dinoponera quadriceps, 5663 nucleotides long. RefSeq lists its product as uncharacterized. NCBI's taxonomy places the organism in Eukaryota, Metazoa, Arthropoda, Insecta, Hymenoptera, Formicidae. The coding region runs from base 81 to 2198 and encodes 705 amino acids. The record is from RefSeq and is a predicted model, not a curated record. The transcript has 12 exons.
GAUCGGAGCUAUCGAGUGAUUACAGAGACCGGGGGUGAAUCUCGAGAUCGCGGUAUCUCAGUGGAUAGCAGGUGCUCAAGAUGGGCUCGUUCGCGAUCAGGAGGGUGGCGUGUGCAAGCGCGAGCCUGGUAUUCGUAAUGCUACUAGCGAGCGGUGACGCCGCGUUGGCCAGGACCGCGUUCGAGAAGCUCACCGACUACGAUUACCGCGGCACCACCUAUUACAGCGUGAGGAAUCUGUCGUUGUACGAGUGCCAAGGAUGGUGCAGGGAAGAGCCGGAGUGUCAGGCCGCCGCGUUCUCGUUCGUCGUGAAUCCCUUGGCGCCGAUGCAGGACACUCUCUGCCAGCUGCAAAACGAAACGGCCGCCACGAACCCGGCCGCGCAGCCUCAGAGGGCCGCCAAUAUGUACUACAUGACGAAAUUGCAGAUCAGAUCCGAGAACGUCUGUUUGCGGCCGUGGGCGUUCGAGCGCAUCCCGAAUAAGAUGAUCCGCGGCUUGGACAACGCGCUCAUUUACACCUCCACAAAGGAGGCCUGUCUCGCGGCCUGCUUGAACGAGCACCGUUUCACCUGCCGAUCCGUCGAGUACAAUUACGUGACGCUGCAGUGCCACCUGGGCGACUCGGAUCGCCGGACAACGGGGCAAUACGUUCAAUUCGUGGACGCGCAGGGGGUGGAUUAUUUUGAGAAUUUAUGCCUGAAAGGUAAAGAGGCCUGCAAGUCUCAGAGGAUCUUCCAGAUGCCCAGGAUUGGCGUGGCGGACGACAAAGUGGCGCAGUACGCCGGCCUGCAUUAUUACACCGACAAGGAGCUGCAGGUUCAGAGCGAGUCCGCCUGCCGAUUGGCCUGCGAGAUCGAGAACGAGUUCCUCUGCAGGUCCUUCCUCUACCGCGGCGCUCCUCAGGGCUCGGCUUACAACUGCCACCUGUUCCACUUGGACCACUGGACCCUCCCGGACGGACCCUCGACGUACCUGAACGCCGAGAGACCCUUGAUCGACAACGGGGAGCGCGUCGGCACCUACUUUGAGAACUUCUGCGAAAAGGGUACCGGCCCGAUAGCGGAUCCAUUGCCCAUCGUUUUCGAGACCACCGAAGACCCCACGAUCAACAAUCUCACCAGAAACGAUAUUAACUGCGACAAGACCGGGACUUGUUACGAUGUGUCGGUCGAUUGUAAAGAUACACGAAUCGCCGUUCAGGUUCGCACUAAUAAGCCAUUCAACGGGCGUAUCUACGCCCUCGGACGCUCGGAAACGUGCAAUAUCGACGUUAUCAACAGCGAUCUAUUCAGGCUGGAUCUCACGAUGAGCGGGCAAGAUUGCAACACCCAGAGUGUGCGUGACGGUUUUCAGACUGGGAUCUACUCGAACACGGUCGUGCUGCAACACCAUUCCGUGGUGAUGACAAAGGCCGACAAAAUCUACAAAGUUAAGUGUACAUACGACAUGUCCUCGAAGAAUAUCACCUUCGGUAUGAUGCCGAUCAGAGACCCGGAAAUGAUCAGCAUCACGAGCGCGCCGGAAGCGCCGCCGCCGAGGAUCCGCAUCCUCGACAGCCGAUCGCGCGAAGUCGAGACGGUGCGCAUCGGCGACAAAUUGACCUUCAGAAUCGAAAUCCCGGAGGACACCCCAUACGGCAUUUUCGCUCGCAGCUGCGUAGCCAUGGCAAAGGACUCAAAAAGCACGUUCCAGAUUAUCGACGACGAAGGGUGUCCCGUCGAUCCUUCCAUCUUCCCCAGUUUCACGCCCGACGGUAACGCUCUGCAGUCCGUGUACGAGGCUUUCAGGUUCACCGAAUCUUACGGCGUGAUUUUCCAGUGUAACGUGAAGUACUGUCUGGGACCGUGCGAGCCGGCUGUUUGCGAAUGGGGCCGCGAAUCCGUGGAGUCGUGGGGCAAGAGGCGCAGGAGGAGCCUCGCGAACUCGACGGAGGAGAAGGCCGAGGACAUGACUCUGUCGCAGGAGAUCCUGGUGUUGGACUUCGGCGACGAGAAGCAGUCGGACUUCCUCAAGAGCGACGCCAGCAUAGACUUUAACGAAGCAGACAAAACAGUGACCAUCGUGGAGCCGUGCCCGACGAAAACCUCCGUGCUGGCGCUCGGGGUGACGUGCGCUCUGCUGGUGCUCAUCUACAUCUCCACGAUCUUCUGUUACUACAUGAAGAAGUGGCUGACGCCUCGUAAGAUGAUGCCUUAAAGGGCGAGGAAACAUUCACCCCCGCGUGGAACGCGAUCGCGAAAGCAAAUAAGGAAGACGAUAGCGAGGAGUGCGAGAGUUCGCAGACAUGUACACGCAUACACACACGCAUUCACGCGUACCACACAUGAAUCCACGCGCAAUAAAUACACACACAUACAGUCACACUCAUAUACGGUAAGUUAUCGAAAGAUUCAUACGCAGCGACAAUCAUUCGCUCUCUCAUCCCUAUUGUAUCUUCAUUCUCAUUAUAUCUCCACCGGCUUGAAACCGGCUCGUAGGCGGGCAGACGGAAGAAGAAAGAAUCGUCGCUUCGCAAGGCGGGUCAAUCGCGGCAUUGUGACGCGCAAUUGAAUUGCACCUAAUGCGAUCGGUAUUCCGCGCUAUCGGCGACGAUCGCGGGGAUCGGUUGUGUAAUGUAUCCGGGCGAGUACCGGCUCCACAUCGGUAACACUGACGCACACGGUUUCUCGGAGUACGGUUAGUUGGUAUAGGUCGACGCUUCCGACGGAGUCAUUCGGGGGAGAUUAAUAAUAGAUCGUCUCGAAAAUAAGUUUACGCGCGCACAUAUGCACACGCACACACGGACAGGCACUAAUGCGCGCACAAAAGACUACCGACUGACGUGAGGAAGAUCACAAGGAUCUCUUGUACCAUAUGUCGAAAGUAAACACCUACACAUAGCCGCAACAACGACUGCGAUAGCGACUCGACGUGUCUCGAAUUGAUUUUUAACCGAGGGGUAAAAAAGCUCACGAAAGGACGUGUCCCGACUCUUACGGUCCCAUGUAGCGCAAAUGUUCGAAAGACAUUCUGUAGAGACGUCCCAGAAUGUUCGAAUGUCCCCGAAACGUCUCUGGGAUGCCUUUCGAACAUUUGUGCUGUAUGUGGUGGCGGAUCAAUAUCUGUAAUAAUAUUGCCGCAAUUAUAUCAAUCACGGAGGGGGCUCUCUGGUGGGAAAUAGCUCGAGUCUAACGCGAUAUUGCAUACGUUUGGCGCUAAUGAAACAUUACAUCAGACGUGGCGAGGUCUCCGACGUGCACAGUCACUCUUUGGCUGGGCGCGUUCAGCGACUAUGUAUUCUUGGCGCGCGCGCAAAUCGCGCUUGGAAAUAUUGUUGAAAUAGCGAUCGCGCUGUUGACACGGUUUGUCUUUACGCGCGCCCGAGCGAUUGAAAUUUCUCGGCUCGCGCGCGCGUCCGACUUCGAGGGUGUUUAUCGCAAAGUUGGCGAGCGACUCUUUUUCGCACACGUACAUACACGCGCGCGUACAGACCCACGUAGGCACACACACACACACACACGCACACACGUAGGCGUACACGCAUGCAUACGGGACAUGAAUCGCGAAGCUCACUCGCGACCAAGACCACCAUGAAUGCAACGAGAGUAGACUUUAUUUAAGAAUAUUCUUAGAAAACAGCUAACUGUCUCAUCCUCUAGCGGCUACUUCUGAUAGGGUUGCAAAAAGAACAGGAUGGAGCGCGCGAGUAUUGACUCGCCGCGUCGCUCGAGGCGAAAUUUCCGGUAGCUCGUAGACGGUGGACGCGACCCCUGGUUGCUGUUUUCGUUCCUCGGAGAUCGAUUUGUAACCCGCAUCAAGACUAGCGGUAUUUAAAGGUUCACGCUUCACUAACGUCUCUAACGAUACAAGUAGCGUUAAGAUAGCGAUUAAGCAUGUAAGCAUAGACAAGAGACGGAGAGAAGGAUAAAGAGAGGGAGUGAGGGAGGGGGCGAAAGAGAGGAGGAGAAGGAAGAGGAUGAAAAAGAGAAAAACGAACGAGAGAAGACACUUUCUUCUAUUCCAGCGGAUUCUCGAAGCGGCUCGUACUUUUUCAGAUCAAUAAAUUCAUCGUAGAAUAAAAGGGACACAUUUUUUCACAGACCGUAAAAAAGUCGUUGCACCAAAACGCGCUUAACGGUGUAGAAUAUCGAUCGUAACGUAGCUCGUUAUUUAACGGUGUUGGAAUUAGUCGUAUAGCGACGACAGCGGUGGUCGAGCAAAAAAAAGAGGAAGAAAAGUCUAGCUUAAAAACUAAUCGAGAUAUUGAUCUCUUGGAAGUAGCCGCCGAAGAAACUGCCCUUUCGGCAUUUCUGAAGGUACCACCACCACCACCACCAUUCUAUUCAGUGAAAUUUGUGAAUGAAUGGGAGGAACACCCGAAGCGUUCGGCUACCUGACUGUAGAUUGCUUUCUGCGCGUUUAAUACCUGAAGCUCGAGGCGCUCUCGGGAUUUUAGCCGUGCGGAAGUACGUAUUAAGGUAUACUCAAGGCACGACGUAGUGCAACGGCGACGCGUAUGCGGCCGAAUAUUAAUAUAAUCCUCUAAGGACAAUCAUAUUUUUCUCAGUUUAUCAGCUCCACUCAAUCAAUGAAUAUUCGCUGCGAGUAGAUUCCGCCGAACGCUCUCUUCCCGCCUCGGUUUUCCACUUUGACAAAGUCUCUCAUAGAACUUUUGCUUUCGUGGACCGUUUCUUCGUCACCAUAAAAUUUUCUUUGUCUUCGUACAGCUCCUUCGAAGAUAGUAAGGAAUUUUCUGACACAUCCUUUGGGAGUGGAUAAGAUUCUUUUAUAUGUAUUCUAUCUGAAUCGUCGAGUGACCUUUGGAAACGUCGGGGCUUCUAUUAAUAGUCGUUACUGAAAACUCGUCUCAAAUGAGACACUCAGAUUUGAAUUCAGAGUCAGAUGUGAAUGUUUCAGUUGAAUCGCCAUUACAAAUAGAACGUCACGUGCAUUGUAAAAUUUCACUGAAAGACUCAGAUCUGAAUUUAGUGCUGGAUAUUUUUUGCGCGGAGUAAAUUUCAAUCAAAGACUUAAUACGGAGCUACGAUAUUCGGUGAAAGCGGCUGGGAAGAGUGUUCGGCGGAGGAAGAUUCGCUUCUCACACAAGUAGACGUUAUCGUAUCCGCUUCGACUUCUUCAGUUUAUUACUAAGCGACUUAUAGGCGAUAAAGUAUGCAUAACCGUUCCUCCGGGGAUAUUAUGACGACGUAUUAAUCCGACACGACGAGCGAUUCCUCUCGCGAUAGAGACGUUACGUAAUGAUCCAUAAACAACAUGAAUUGGGUGGAGUAAAUUAAAAUUUCUGGUUAAGGUGCUUGCUACAUGCGGGGGUCAGACUCUCGGAAUUGAAUAUUCUUCGGAUGGAAACGCGGCACGGGUAGAAAUAGGAUCACGAGGAGAGACCGGCCGACGGCUUCAUUAUCGAAGUCCGUUGAAUCGAGCGGGGAAAUCAUUUCCACAAAUUCGGCGCUUCUCUCGACGAAGCUGCCGGCUGGCCGAAGAGGGAAAGAACGUUUUCGCGCUCGCGCCGCAUUAAAAUCCAUCCGGAAACGAAACGUGUGUGGCCCCUUGCGGUUUAAACGAAAACCGUCUACAAAUGUAUAUAUUAUUAAGGCGGACUGCAGUAGACACUGAGAGAAGAACACACACAUACGCAUCAACAUGCAUCAAUCACAUAUAUUU